AUGGCACCUCAAGGCCAAUCCCACGUCGACUCAAGCGUGCCACCGAUGAAGCCAUACUUCGACAUCAAUGGCAUUCAAGACGAGUCAUCCGAGCUGAAAGAGAUCAUCAAGAAAAUGGGACUUCAGCCGCACGUGGAGGGAGGGUACUUCGUCGAAACCGACCGAGACACACUUCGCGUUCCGAACCCAUUCGUCGACGAGAAGGAGUCUUCUGAUCCCACCAGAAGCGCCAGCACGUCCAUCUUCUACCUGCUCACGCCUAAGUCCCCUUUUGGCGCCUUCCACCGUAACAAGGGACGUACCGUCCACACCUUGCACAAGGGCAGAGGCCGAUACGUGCUGAUCCACGCCGACGAAGUCGCUUCUCCCAGCUCUCCUGGAGGCUACGGUGACGAGAGCCUGUCUGAGAGCCAGAGGUGGACCGGCAAGAAAGCUCGGGUCGAGACGUUCAUCGUCGGUCAAAACGUCCUUGCCGGAGAGCGUCUGCAGUGGAUCGUUGACGGCGGCAAGUACAAGUGCUCUUUCUUGCUUCCGGAUGAGGGCUCCAGCAACAGCGAGGGACUCUUGAUCAGCGAGACUGUUGUGCCGGGGUUUGAGUACUCGGAUCAUGACUUCAUGAAAGCUGAGAGGAUGGAUGCGCUCGUCACCAAGGAGCAGGCCGAGGAGAUGAACUGGAUGUUGAGGAAGGCCUGA
Molecule: messenger RNA, 693 nt
Organism: Zasmidium cellare ATCC 36951
Lineage: Eukaryota; Fungi; Ascomycota; Dothideomycetes; Mycosphaerellales; Mycosphaerellaceae
Exons: 3
Coding region: 1-693 (230 amino acids)
Cellular component (GO): intracellular anatomical structure
Source: RefSeq, a predicted model, not a curated record